AUGGACGAGAAGAAAGAUAAACCCAUUUCUGGCAAAGGGCAGGAUUUCCAUGAACGAAGCCACAUGGUGGAGGAAGCGUAUAAGUGCUUGGAGUGUGGAAUGAACUUCUCAGAUGAAAACCAAUAUGAUAUCCAUUUGCAAAUGCACAGUGGAAAGAAGACCCAUCAAUGCUUGGAGUGUGGCAAGAGCUUCCUUCAUAGAGCAGAACUCCUUAGGCAUCAAAGAACACACAAAGGUGAGAAACCACAUAAGUGCUUUCGGUGUGGAAAGAACUUCAGAUACAGAUCAAAGCUCCUUGUGCACCAAAAAAUACACACAGGGGAGAAACAUUUUCAGUGCUCCGAGUGUGGAAAGAACUUCAGUCACAGUGGCACUCUUCAACAGCAUCAAAGAACCCACACUGGGGAGAACCCUUUUGUAUGCUCUGAGUGUGGAAAGAGAUUCACUCAAAAUGGGCCCCUUCAAAGACAUCGAAGAACCCACACAGGGGAGAAACCUUUUGCAUGCUCAGAGUGUGGAAAGAGAUUCAGUCAGAGUGGCAAGCUUCAAAUGCAUCAAAGAUCCCACACAGGGGAGAAACCUUUUGAAUGCUCUGAGUGUGGAAAGAGAUUCACUCAAAAUGGGCCCCUUCAAAGACAUCGAAGAACCCACACAGGGGAGAAACCUUUUACAUGCUCUGAGUGUGGAAAGAGAUUCAGUCAGAGUAGCAAUCUUCAAAGACAUCGAAGAACCCACACACGGGAGAAACCUUUUGCAUGCUCAGAGUGUGGAAAGAGAUUCAGUCAGAGUGGCAAGCUUCAAAGACAUCGAAGAACCCACACAGGGGAGAAACCUUUUGCAUGCUCAGAGUGUGGAAAGAGAUUCAGUCAGAGUGGCAAGCUUCAAAUGCAUCAAAGAUCCCACACAGGGGAGAAACCUUUUGAAUGCUCAGAGUGUGGAAAGAGAUUCAGUCAAAAUGGGCCCCUUCAAAGACAUCGAAGAACCCACACACGGGAGAAACCUUUUGCAUGCUCAGAGUGUGGAAAGAGAUUCAGUGUCAGUGGCAAUCUUAAACAGCAUCAAAGAACCCACACAGGGGAGAAACCUUUUGCAUGCUCAGAGUGUGGAAAGAGAUUCAGUCAGAGUGGCAGUCUUAAACAGCAUCAAAGAACCCACACAGGGGAGAAAGCUUUUGCAUGCUCAGAGUGUGGAAAGAGAUUCAGUCAGAGUGGCAAUCUUCAAAGCCAUCGAAGAACCCACACAGGGGACAAACCUUUUGCAUGCUCAGAGUGUGGAAAGAAAUUCAGUCAGAGUGGCAGUCUUAAACAGCAUCAAAGAACCCACACAGGGGAGAAAGCUUUUGAAUGCUCAGAGUGUGGAAAGAGAUUCAGUCUCAGUGGCAAUCUUAAAAAGCAUCAGAGAACCCACAUAGGGGAGAAACCUUUUGCCUGCUCAGAGUGUGGAAAGAAAUUCCAUUUCAAUGGCAAACUUCUACAGCAUUUAAGAACCCACACAGGGGAGAAACCUUUUGAAUGCUCAGAGUGUGGAAAGAGAUUCAGUCUCAGUGGCAAUCUUAAAAAGCAUCAGAGAACCCACAUAGGGGAGAAACCUUUUGCCUGCUCAGAGUGUGGAAAGAAAUUCCAUUUCAAUGGCAAACUUCUACAGCAUUUAACAACCCACACAGGGGAGAAACCUUUUGAAUGCUCAGAGUGUGGAAAGAGAUUUCGUUUUAGUGGUGAUCUUCGAAAGCAUUUAAGAACCCACACAGGGGAGAAACCUUUUGCAUGCUCAGAG
This is a messenger RNA of Euleptes europaea (tarantolino), 1773 nucleotides long. RefSeq names its product gastrula zinc finger protein XlCGF57.1-like. The record is from RefSeq and is a predicted model, not a curated record. The transcript is spliced from 2 exons. The annotation marks the transcript as partial. NCBI's taxonomy places the organism in Eukaryota, Metazoa, Chordata, Lepidosauria, Squamata, Sphaerodactylidae. Gene Ontology annotation, cellular component: nucleus.